Messenger RNA from Cucurbita maxima (winter squash), 574 nucleotides. Its product is annotated as cold shock protein 2-like. The record is from RefSeq and is a predicted model, not a curated record. The transcript has a single exon. Lineage: Eukaryota; Viridiplantae; Streptophyta; Magnoliopsida; Cucurbitales; Cucurbitaceae. Gene Ontology annotation, molecular function: zinc ion binding; nucleic acid binding. The coding region runs from base 12 to 518 and encodes 168 amino acids.
UUUCUUUUUCCAUGGCGGAGGUGAAGAAAUCGACCGGAACCGUGAAGUGGUUCAGUGCGCAGAAGGGGUUUGGCUUCAUAGCUCCACAUGAUUCCGGCGAGGACCUUUUUGUCCACCACACCUCCAUUCUGUCCGACGGAUUUCGGACCCUUUUCAAUGGUCAGGCGGUUGAAUUUUCCAUCGAUUACGGCCAAGAUCACCACGCCAAGCCCGUUGACGUUACUGUAAUUGGUAGAACUAGCAGGUUCGGAGGUGGCCGUGGCGGUGGGAGAGGUAGAGGCACCGAUUCUGGUCGGUUCAGCGGGCGAGGAGGUUAUGGGGGUUUUGGCAAAGGAGAGUGUUACAAUUGUGGUCGGAUGGGUCAUUUGGCGAGGGAUUGUUACCGGGGAAAUGGCCGUGCACCUCCCAACUGUGGACGGGGUCGUGGAUACAGCGACAGUCGGGGAUUUGGCGGUGAUUGUUAUAAUUGUGGAGAAACAGGACAUUUUGCUAGAGACGGUAAAAAUGAAAGCAAAUGACGAAGAAAAAUUAUAGUGAUGUUCUUAACAUAUUUCAUACCAUUUUUGUAUGUGAA